ACAUCAUUUGGUAUGAGAGCUAGUUGUUAGUCAUCUCUCAAGGACCAUACACACUUCCCCAACUCCCUCCCUAAAUUGGGCCUAACCACAUUCAACCCCUACUCCAACUUCUGUCCUUUUCCUCAACCAUGUCAAACCCAUCCCGAAGCAUGUCUCAUGAAGAACUCGUAGCCGCAAACACUGCCUUGCAAGCUCAGGUGGAAUACCUAGCCAAAGAAGUGGCUAAGCUCACGAAGCAAAAGAUGUCCAUGUUGCAAGAUAGUGAAGAUGAAGAGGAAGCUAGCUCUAGUAACACCAUGAGAGCUAGGGCUCAUGAAAAGUCCCAUUCUGACUUCAAAGUUGAUAUUCCAAUCUUUGAAGGAAAGAAUGACCCGGAUGAAUUUCUUGAGUGGUUAGAGACAGUGGAACGAGUCUUUGAUUUCAAAGAAGUCUUCGACGACAAGAAGGUCAAGAUUGUAGCCUUAAAAUUCCGCAAGUACGCCUCCACUUGGUGGACGAACACCUGCACCAAACGGAUUCGAAGUGAGAAGCCUCCCGUUGACUCAUGGCAAAAUAUGAGGAGUCUCUUGAAGAAGAAGUUCCUACCAACUGAAUAUUCCCGAGAGAACUUUGCUAAGCUUCAAACGCUUAGGCAAGGUACGAAGUCAGUGGAAGACUACACCCGUGAGUUCGAGGAACUCCUACUUAGGUGUGACUUGCAAGAGAACGAAGAGCAAACCUUUGUAAGGAACUUUGGAUAUUCUCCAUACCAAGACAUUAAUGGGGAUAAUUAUUAUGAACCCCAUGGAGACCAAGAUGACUUUGACCACAAUGGGCCUAUGUCUGACAACCAACCUGAUCCCCUCGUCGAGGAAAUAAUAAGAUUAGAACAGAAAAUCUUCUAUUUCGACGAACUUUUAUUCACUGAAGGCUCUUGGUACGAACCACCUUACUCCCGUGACUACACUUUGUUUGCUGAAGAGCAAAUUGAAGCAAACAAGGUGGCAAUUCGAGAAAGAGCAAAACUUCUUGAGUCAGUCUGGAAGGAAAAGGAGUUUGAGAGGAGAUUAUGCGAAGGAUCAGAAAUGAUGCAGAAAAUGCUGGACGACUUUCAAAGAGAGAGACUAGAAGCUGAGUCUAAAGCCGAUAAAUUAGUCAACGAUCUCUGUAUGGCUGUUGAACUUAAACGCUCCCUCCAAUCUCAAGAUCAAAUGAGGGAGAUUAAUGUUCAAAAAGAGGCUCUAGAACCUAAGACCAACCCUGAACCCAUCAACCAACAGGUGCCAGUUCUAGAAGAAUCACCAAGUUCUACACCCUCACAGAAGCCCGAGAGCAUAACAACUCUUGCUAGGGCUACUGUGGUGAUGUUACCUGA
Molecule: messenger RNA, 1354 nt
Organism: Cuscuta campestris
Lineage: Eukaryota; Viridiplantae; Streptophyta; Magnoliopsida; Solanales; Convolvulaceae
Source: the annotation of a GenBank genome assembly